Messenger RNA from Aspergillus niger, 630 nucleotides. RefSeq lists its product as hypothetical. The transcript is spliced from 3 exons. The coding region runs from base 1 to 630 and encodes 209 amino acids. NCBI's taxonomy places the organism in Eukaryota, Fungi, Ascomycota, Eurotiomycetes, Eurotiales, Aspergillaceae. The record is from RefSeq and is a predicted model, not a curated record.
AUGGCUCUCCUUUCCUCCAAGACCUUGAUCCAGGCACAUGCCCUGUUCCUGUUUGUGCUGGCCGUGUACCUGACCAGGUCGCCAGAGGUCGUGACCGAGUCUGACCUCGUCUUCAUGCUUGGGGAAUUCUUGAAUUUGGAGGCGACCCCUAGUAUCUCCCGACCUCAAUCCCCUUUCGCCCUAUGUGGUGUCCUCCUCGUCGUCGAUGCCCUGGUCGAUCUUAUCCUUGUGACCAAGGUCCCGCAGAUUAACGAGAUCCUGGCCAUGGCCCAAGCCGCCAGAGUGCAAUCCCCUAUACCGGUGGCAGGGGCUGUGCGCACCAACCCUUUCAUGGCGCGCUUGGCCUCGCUCUACACGGAGAUCUGGACCCUCCUUUCCGCCUCUCGUUUCUGUAUCUUCUUUGCCGUUUCCUUCUUCAUCUACCAGAGUCAACCAUCGGCGUGGGGGAUGGAUACCGCUACAGUUAUGGGAAACUACGGCACAGCCGGUGCCGCUACGUCGGGUCUGGAUCAACUGAAAAAUAGGGUGGUGUUCACAUAUGGCUUUAUGGAAAUGAUGUUUUGGUUAUGGGUAAAUUUCCCCUCCCCACGCUUGCUCCCCCAGAGAAAAUCUGAUUCUCCUAACCCUUAG